AUGGUUGAUCAACGAGACCGACUAGCCGAGAAGUUGGAAACCGCAGAGACCAAGCUCAUUCGACGAGCAAACAAAGUUCGCACUCAGGCAAUCAAAACAGGCGAAUUGAAUAUCGAUACAUGUCUGGACUGCGAAUCAAGCAAUCCAGCAUGGUCUCACAAGGUCGAACGUCCCAUGCAUCGACUGAGACUAUUUGGCGAAAAAGUCGACUCUAUCCACUGGUAUCGGGCAGAGCUCGCAAAGAAAACCGAAGAAGUAUCAAAUCUGCAAGCAAAACACCAAAAUGGCGAAGCGAAACAGCUCAGUGCAAUCUUUGUCGAAUUCAACAGCCAGGCCGAUGCACAAAUCGCCCUACAAACCCUGUCGCAUCACCAACCGUUUCAUAUGACGCCUCGCUUUACUGGAGUGUCGCCCCGCGAAGUGGUAUGGUCGGCAUUGAAUCUUAGCGGGUGGCAAAGAAUUGUGAGAAGAUUCGCAGUCCAGGGAUUUUUGGCAGCAAUGGUCAUCUUUUGGUCAUUCCCUGCGGCAAUCGUUGGUGCAAUUUCGAACAUCACAUACAUCUGCAAAUUGAUUCCCUUCCUUGGGUUCAUCCUUGACUUGCCCGAUUUCAUAAGAGGUGCAAUUGAGGGUCUUCUGCCUGCCGCAGCUCUAGCGGCUUUGAUGUCACUAGUGCCGAUCAUAUGUCGCAGUAUGCUCUCCAAGUUCGUAUUCCUCCGAACCAUUGCUAACUUCUACACAGUAUGUGCUAGACGUGCUGGAGUCCCAUCAAAGGCACGAGUUGAGCUGUUCACACAAAGCGCCCACUUUGUCUUUCAAGUGGUCCAAGUGUUCUUGGUUACGACCCUGACAUCGGCUGCGUCGGCUGCUACUGCACAAAUUAUCAAAGAUCCUCUCUCAGUCAAAGACCUGCUGGCACAGAACCUACCCAAGGCGACGAAUUUCUACAUCUCUUAUUUCCUGCUGCAGGGAUUGAGCAUGAGUUCCAUGGCCCUUGUUCAAAUUGUCAGCGCCUUGGUGUUCAAAUUCGUCACCACCUUCUUUGCCUAUUCCCCUCGUCGUCUGUUUCAAGGAUGGGCCGAACUGGCCAGUCUCAGCUGGGGCAACGUCUUCCCCAUCUUCACCAACAUGGCUGUAAUCGCGUUGACGUAUUCAUGCAUCGCACCUCUGAUUUUGGGAUUUGCCUUCCUCGGACUUUAUCUUGUAUACCAAGCCUAUCGAUAUAACUUCCUCUUCGUAUAUGAAAUCCAAGUCGACACAAAGGGGCUAGUCUACCCACGAGCCCUGCAACAUUUGUUAACGGGUCUCUACCUGGCUGAGAUUUGCUUGAUAGGACUUUGCGCCAUCAAGGGCGCUGUUGGCCCAGUCAUCAUCAUGGCCCUCUUCAUGGUUGGCAACAUCCUAGCACACAUGUCGCUCAACGAUGCACUCGCCCCACUGAAUACUUUCUUGCCACGAUCCCUCGACGUCGAAGAGGAACUGCUUCAAGAGAAAGAAGAAGCAGUGGCAGCGAUCAACGAAGAGCGCCGUCCACGCGCAAUGGCCUUCUGGAGAUGGUUCCAUCCGAACGUAUAUAAAGAUUACGCGGCAUUGCGUCAAAAGGUUCGCCGUGAUGUCGAGGGGGUCUGCUACACACCCGAAGAGAUGCGCACAGCAUAUUUCGAGCCAUGUGUAGCAUCACCACCACCGACUUUGUGGAUUCCACGCGAUAAGUGGGGGUUCAGUAGCCAUGAGGUCAUGGAGACAGAUUCGAUAAUCAGUAUCACGGAUGAGGGUGCGCACUUAAAUGAGAAGAACAAAAUCGUGUGGGAUAAAUAUGACCCUCAUCUUCCUUUGCGGGAAUUGAAAACCCUAUAUUGA
Penicillium digitatum Pd1 is the source of this 1857-nucleotide messenger RNA. The record is from RefSeq and is a predicted model, not a curated record. Lineage: Eukaryota; Fungi; Ascomycota; Eurotiomycetes; Eurotiales; Aspergillaceae.